Molecule: messenger RNA, 312 nt
Organism: Rotaria sordida
Lineage: Eukaryota; Metazoa; Rotifera; Eurotatoria; Philodinida; Philodinidae
Source: the annotation of a GenBank genome assembly
AUGCGUUUCUCAUUACGACGAUUAAGUAUGGCAUGGGGUCGGAUUGGUCAUCAACGUGGAAAAGUUGAAUAUACACUUUCAUCCCAUGAACAAAAUCCAUAUGCUGGUGUUUUUGGUGAUGUUACAUAUCGAUAUUAUUCUCAACUUUUAAAAACAAUUAUCGCUAUAUGGGUGCCUAAUAUGCUUCUCGGUUAUUCAGCUUAUUCAUGGGCAAAUUGGGAAUAUGAUCGUUGUACACGAAAAAUUCCUCAUCAAUUUGUGAAUGAAAAACUACCAGAAAAUGAAAAAGAUGUAGCAAGUGGUGAUAAAUAA